Messenger RNA from Porites lobata, 1034 nucleotides. NCBI's taxonomy places the organism in Eukaryota, Metazoa, Cnidaria, Anthozoa, Scleractinia, Poritidae. The record is from the annotation of a GenBank genome assembly.
CCUAAUCUAAUAAGGCUCACUGAUCUUACUCAAACGAUGAUCUCCUACAUGAAAGAUCUGGGCAUUAAGGAAACUAAAGAGUCCUCCAAGACACAUCUUCGCACGAAACUUGAGGCAGAGUUUGGCAGUUUAUUACAGUUUGAAGACCUGCUUGGUAACAACAGAGUGUUUAUUAUCCCUGCCAACUUGUCACAACUUCAGUUGGCUAAAGAAGUAGCGCGAUUACAGCAACUGCAGUGCGAAGGUCAAGCAUCAUUAAUGGAUGACAUCCGACGAGUUGCUCUAGAAGUUCGGAAAGCCAUAUGUUGCAAAGAAAACGAGAUGUCGUGGCCUCCUAAGCCUUCCCAGCUCACUGAAGAGGAAAUAAAUCUUCCUGAUGAAGUCAGAGUGUUUCUAGCUACCUUGUUGACAGGAAAUUCAAAGUAUCCAGAAGAACCGUGCUCAUCAAAAGUCCAGCGGCUUGUCAACUCGUUUGGGCAGGACAUGGUAUUAGGAGUGACUGGCGGCCGAAAGAAGCCUCCAAAACACAUAUUACUUCCCUAUGCUGUCAAGACCUUGACAAAUAACGUAGAACUAAUUCAGAUCUUGAAUCGAUGUGGACAUGGGGUAGCCUACUCACAAAUCGAAGAAUUGAACACAGCGUUGUGUCUUCAGAAAAUGGCAAUGACCCCGGAAAAUGCCGUCCCGCUUCCUGACAACAUCAAGCCUCACAUCAGUACAUCGCUUGCCUGGGACAACAUAGACAGAUUAGAGGAAACACUCUCAGGUGGGGGGACGUCGCAUAGAGUAAAUGGCAUCGCAAUACAAGCUCAACAUCUUGGUCCCGAUCUUCCUCCAGUCCAAACAAGUCCAAACAAAGAAGCCUUGAAGUAGUAAGCGAAUGCGAUCUUCCCAUCUAUAAUGCAGGAGAGCGCUGUGGUCCCCCUCCGAGAUCCUAUGUUGAAGUAUCCUCAACAGAGAUACAAAGAAAUGCUUGGAAGAAGAAUCUCUUGUGGAUUAUUGUUCGGCUCCAUGCUGCCGAAAAGCAGAACGUU